AAAGCAGCUCAAGUGAACCCAACAAAAUGGUCUACACAGAACGCACCGACAAGUGUCUGACGUCCAGCAAGGAGAGCGCCGGACAGCAGGGCAAAUCCCAGUCGAAGCAUCAGUCCAGUUUCAGUUCCAGUUCCAGUUCCGGCUCCAGUUCCAGUUCGGGCGCCUGGAGCAGUCAGGCGUCGAGGGACGAGAAAUGGAAAUACAAUAAUAUGGUCAAGGAUAAUCGCGACCAGUUCAACGGCAUGCACUUCUCUUAACUCCCAGCCAGAAGUGGGUGGGGCUGUGGAGAGGAGGGGGUGUCUUUGGGCUAGUUAAUUAGCCGGAAUGCAACGUGAUCGAGACCAAUUGUUAUGUCUGGGUUCUAUGGGUAAAUUUGUAAGUUAGUCUUAAGCCUGUUAUUAGAAAGUGUUGAAUUCUACAAAAUCUGAAAAAAA
Messenger RNA from Drosophila navojoa, 434 nucleotides. RefSeq lists its product as uncharacterized. NCBI's taxonomy places the organism in Eukaryota, Metazoa, Arthropoda, Insecta, Diptera, Drosophilidae. The record is from RefSeq and is a predicted model, not a curated record.